Microdochium trichocladiopsis is the source of this 1467-nucleotide messenger RNA. Its product is annotated as Homogentisate 1,2-dioxygenase. Gene Ontology annotation, biological process: L-phenylalanine catabolic process. NCBI's taxonomy places the organism in Eukaryota, Fungi, Ascomycota, Sordariomycetes, Xylariales, Microdochiaceae. Gene Ontology annotation, cellular component: cytoplasm. The transcript has a single exon. The record is from RefSeq and is a predicted model, not a curated record. Bases 1 to 1467 code for a protein of 488 amino acids. Gene Ontology annotation, molecular function: homogentisate 1,2-dioxygenase activity.
AUGGCUUCCCAAAUCCUGACGCCGGAGCAACACCAAAAUGCCUUCCACUGGGCCGAGACGCAAAAGAACGGCACCGUGCCGUCCUUUGCCACGCGCCACAAUGACCCUUACAAGUAUCAGCCGGGCUUUGGCAACAGCUUCGAGUCCGAGGCCAUCCCUGGCGUGAUCCCGCGUGGCCAGAACAGCCCGCGAUCGAUCCGCUUCGGCCUCUACGCCGAGCAGAUGACGGGCUCGUCCUUUGUCGCGCCCCGUGCCGCCAACAAGAAGGCCUGGCUGUACCGCUCCCGGCCGGCCGUGGCCCAUCAGGGCUUCACAGACCUGCCCGACCUCCAGGACACCGAGUCCAGCUUCCUGACUAUAAACCCGCGCGUACACAUCUCGCCAACUCAGCUCGCCUGGAAGCCCGCGCCCAUCCCGCAGGGCGAGGACCUCGACUUUGUCAGCGGCCUCAAGACGGUGGCUGGCGCUGGCGACCCGACCCUGCGCGAGGGCCUCGCCACGCACGUCUACCUGUGCAACAAGAGCAUGACCAAGAACGCCUUUGUCAACUCGGACGGCGACUUCCUCAUCGUCCCGCAGCAGGGCGCCCUCGACAUCCAGACCGAGUUUGGCUUCCUCUACGUGCAGCCCGGCGAGGUCUGUGUGAUCCAGCGCGGCCAGCGCUUCAAGGUCAAUGUCGAGGGCCCGACACGGGGCUACAUCCUCGAGAUCUGGGGCUCCAGCUUUGAGCUGCCGGAGCUGGGCCCGCUGGGCGCCAACGGGCUCGCCAACGCCCGCGACUUCCUGCACCCCGUGGCCGCGUACGAGGUCACCAAGGACGACCCCUGGACCGUCACGUACAAGCUCGGGGGCAAGUUCUUCGCCUCGCGGCAGAACCACUGCCCCUUUGACGUCAUUGCGUGGCACGGCAACUACGUGCCCUACAAGUACGACCUGACCAAGUUUGUCAACGUCGGCUCCAUCAGCGUCGACCACAUCGACCCGAGCAUCUUCUGCGUGCUGACGGCCAAGUCGCGCGACCCGGUGAGCCCGCUAUGCGACUUCCUCAUCUUCAGCCCGCGCUGGGACGUCGCGUCGCACACCUACCGCCCUCCUUACUACCACCGCAACUGCGCGUCCGAGCUCAUGGGCCUCAUCUACGGCGAGUACGGCGGCCGUUCGGACGAGUUCCAGCCGGGCAGCAUCUCGUUCGAGUGCGGUUUCGUCCCGCACGGCGUCGCGUACGAGCAGUUCGCCAUGGCGUCAAAGGCGGACCCGCCAGUCAUGCAGAUCUCGGGGGGCUCAAUUGCCUUCAUGUUUGAGAGCAGUCGCGCGAUGACCAUUACCGACUGGGCGUGGAACAGCAAGGAGAAGCAUGAGCACGACCCGAAGAUGUGGGAUGAUUUGGUGGACAACUUCUCGAACCACAAGAUUGAGGUUGACGAGGCGCUCAAGGAGGCUGGGCUGCCUCUCAAGGGUAGUCAGUGA